Lontra canadensis (Northern American river otter) is the source of this 1200-nucleotide messenger RNA. RefSeq names its product serine/arginine repetitive matrix protein 1-like. Gene Ontology annotation, biological process: protein ubiquitination. The record is from RefSeq and is a predicted model, not a curated record. NCBI's taxonomy places the organism in Eukaryota, Metazoa, Chordata, Mammalia, Carnivora, Mustelidae. Bases 1 to 1200 code for a protein of 399 amino acids. Gene Ontology annotation, cellular component: cytoplasm; nucleus; SCF ubiquitin ligase complex. The transcript has 5 exons.
AUGGCCAAGAUUAACAAGAGCUGGGUUGAGGCCAGGAGGCUGUCGUCCCCCUCCCCCAGCCCUGUGUCCAGCCGCGCCGUGCUGUCUCCCCCACCCGCCACCCCACCCCGUUCCCUAAGGGCUGUUGUGAUUGCGGGACUCGAUGUGACUGCUCGGGGCUGGGGGGAGGGGGUAACCCCUCCUCCCCACCCCCGCCCAGGAGUGACCCAGACGCCGCGCCGACCUCCUUCCUGCACCUCGCCAGCCCCGCAGCCGCGGGAGGACGGGGCGCGGCUUCCCGAGAGCCGGGCUCGGCUCGCCCGGCGGCGGCAGCUGCUGCGCCCUGGGGGCGGGGAGCGGGCGCUGGGGGGCCUGGAGCGGAGCGGCGGCGGGAGCCCCGGCCUGGCAGCGCGGCUUCAAGUUUCCACCGGCGCGUGGUUGUGCAACCGCCAGAGGAGCGGGAGCCGCGGGCGCCUCGGAAAACAAGCCGAGCCCAUAAACAAAGCCACGUGGGCUCGGGCGGGGGGGCCGGGCCAGGAGCAGGCGGCUCUUCCGGCAACAAAGGGCCGGAGCCAGCGGCCCGGGAUAAAUACUGCGGCCGCGCUGGCCGCGCAGCACUCCCGCCCGCCCCGCGCGCCCUGCGACCCUCCCCAGCGCCGCGCCCUCUGCGAGCACAGGACCCGGCUCCGCAGCCCCGAGCCCUCCACCCGCUUCCCUGCAGCCGCGCCCUCGCCGGCCCCGGCCCCCGGAGCACCCGCCUGGGGCGACAGUUCCCCGAGGCCGUCCAGCCGGUACGGUCCAUCAGUCCGCCGAGUCCGUCGCGUCGUCCCCGGUGCCAUGCCAUUCCUCGGGCAGGACUGGCGGUCCCCCGGGCAGAGCUGGGUGAAGACGGCCGACGGCUGGAAGCGCUUCCUGGAUGAGAAGAGCGGCAGCUUCGUGAGCGACCUCAGCAGUUACUGCAACAAGGAAGUCUACAACAAGGAGAAUCUUUUCAACAGCCUGAACUAUGAUGUUGCAGCCAAGAAGAGAAAGAAGGACAUGCUGAAUAGCAAAACCAAAACUCAGUAUUUCCACCAAGAAAAAUGGAUCUAUGUUCACAAAGGAAGUACUAAAGAGCGCCAUGGAUAUUGCACUUUGGGAGAAGCUUUCAACAGGCUGGACUUCUCGACAGCCAUUCUGGAUUCCAGAAGGUUUAACUACGUCGUACGGGUAAGUCUCUGA